GUGUGAGUGUAUAUAAGUUAGGGAUUACGUGACACAAUGCAUAUUCUGGGUUUUGUGAAGGAGUGCGUGUGUGUGUGUUUGUUGACCCCACCGCCAUGAUUAAGUGGAGUGUUCUUCUGCUGUUAGUGCUUGUCCCAGGUGGUCAGUGCCUGUGCACUACGGACCACUGCAGUAAAGACUGUACCGAUUGCUUAUCUGGGGAGCUGAUAGCGGACCCAGAGGACUGCCACCGCUACUACGUGUGUGAUGGCAGCGGGGGCCUGGCGUUUGAUGACCCUCUGUACUGCGAACACGGUUACGUCUUCAAUAUAAACACCCGCCAAUGUGAAGCCGAUGCCAAAUGCGAGUCGUGCCAGCCUAAGUGCCACUAUGAAUGCGUUUCCUCUCCUAAUGAGAAGAUCUCCUACUUCUAUGGCUGCGACUCUUACUAUGAAUGCACCUCAGGCGUACCAGGCCCGGUCAAGUCCUGCCCAGCCUACAGCCCGUACUUCGAUGGCGUGGAGUGCCAGAGUGACGAGCGACGGUGCUGCCACUGCCACCCUUACUGCUACACUGGAGACGAGGGCAAGAAAGUGCCAGACCCUAGAGAUUGCCGGAACUUCUACGCGUGUGUGGCUGCGGGCAUUCCUAGCGGCCAGGGCCACUGUAACCCUGGGGAGUACUUUGAGAACGGGGACUGUUCAUCACACGCCAGCUGCAAGACAAUGUGCAAGAAUGUGGUUGGCUUCGACGGCUGCAUCGAGCCAUACACCUGCGUGGCCACUGGAUACUUCCCCAAGUGUCCCAGCCAGUGUGUCCCGCAGUACUAUUACUGCUCCCAGAUCUCUGACACAUACGUGGAGGCCGAGGAGUGCCCUGACGGAUUUGUCUUCCACCCUGAUACGCAUGUGUGUGUCAGGAGAGACGACUGCCCCUAUUGAAAUGCCUUGAAAUGAUCCUAGUUAUCCCAAAAUGUAUACCACUGAAUAUACUCUACAGGAACACCCUAAAAUAUUCCUUUUACCUAUUAAAAUGCCCUGAAAUGAUCCAAAUGUCGCUUUUCCUGAACCAAUUACCCUAAAAUGGAAGUCUUAUACCCUACAGACCCUAAAAUGUUCCCUCUACCUAUUAAAACACCCUGAAAUGAUUCCACAGUGUCUUUUUCCCUAAAGCAGAUGUCACUUACCCUAUAAAUUGUAUAUACCACGGAAUAAAAGUCUUGUACCCUGAAGAAAUA
Portunus trituberculatus (swimming crab) is the source of this 1216-nucleotide messenger RNA. Its product is annotated as proprotein convertase subtilisin/kexin type 5-like. The transcript has 2 exons. NCBI's taxonomy places the organism in Eukaryota, Metazoa, Arthropoda, Malacostraca, Decapoda, Portunidae. The record is from RefSeq and is a predicted model, not a curated record. Gene Ontology annotation, cellular component: extracellular region. The coding region runs from base 96 to 920 and encodes 274 amino acids. Gene Ontology annotation, molecular function: chitin binding.